AACGGUUCUGGAUUGGAGACGCGCGCGGUGGGGAUUGCAAUAAGAGCGUCUAUAGGGAACGCACCGAUGAUCCAACAUGGGUUCAAUGCUAAAUGAUGGCCGAGUGACACAUCUCCUCUUCCCUCUCCUCCUCCUCUUGCGGGUUCCCCUAUUGUUGAGCUUUGGUGAGCGCACAUGCCCCAACAGUUGCCGUUGCGAGGGGAAAACUGUUCAUUGCGACUCAUCUGGCUUCUUAGAUGUCCCGGAAAAUAUUUCCGUUGGGUGCCAGGGCCUCUCCCUGCGCUAUAACGAACUGCACACCCUCUUACCGUAUCAGUUUGCUCACCUGGGUCAGCUUCUCUGGAUAUACUUGGACCACAAUCAGAUUUCAGCGGUCGACAGUCGAGCGUUCCAGGGAGUCCGCCGGCUGAAAGAGCUUAUAAUGAGUUCCAAUAAGAUCGUAUCUCUGCACAAUUCCACCUUUCACGGAAUUCCCAACCUCCGUAGUCUGGACUUGUCAUACAACAAGUUGGAAAUCCUGCAGCCGGGACAAUUCCAUGGGCUGCGGAAGCUUCAAAACCUACACUUACGCUCGAAUGGUCUCUCUAACAUCCCGAUUAGAGCGUUCCUCGAGUGCAGGAGUUUGGAGUUUCUGGAUUUGGGCUACAAUCGAAUCAAGGCUCUUACGCGCACCACCUUUUUAGGGUUACAGAAGCUGAUGGAGUUGCAUCUAGAGCACAACCAGUUCACACGGAUAAACUUUUUCCUGUUUCCCCGACUCGCCAACCUAAGAUCACUUUAUUUGCAGUGGAACCGCAUUAAGGUCGUCAACCAGGGACUUCCGUGGACGUGGUAUACGCUGCAGAAACUCGAUUUAUCUGGAAACGAGAUCCAGACCCUGGAUCCGGCUGUGUUCCACUGCUUGCCCAACCUUCAAGUUCUCAACCUGGAAUCCAACAAAUUGUCCAACGUGUCGCAGGAGGCGGUGUCGGCCUGGAUCUCGCUGACUUCCAUCAGCCUCGCCGGGAACAUGUGGGAUUGCGCCACGGGCAUUUGUCCGCUGGUGGCUUGGUUGAGGAAUUUCCGCGGCACGAAAGACACCACGAUGAUAUGCAGCAGCCCCAAGUAUCUCCAAGGAGAGAAAAUAAUGGACGCCACAAGAAACCAUGGUAUUUGCGAGGAAACUGAUUACGUUCUCACCGAGACACCCUCGCCGAUGUCAGAGCUUUUUUCGGAAGCCACCAACGAGCCCACGUUUGCCCCCACAAGCGGGUCUCCACUAAUGCCACCGACCUAUGGUCCACUCCCUCCCAUCGGGCCUCUACCAAUUCCCCAUCCUACACUCCCAGGGCACAUGAGCAAAGAUCCUAGAGACUCAGUAGCUCAUAGUCAGCCCACUCACAUACUCCCUCCAGAGAUGGAGCACAUGACUCUACACAAAGUGGUGGUGGGAAGCGUGGCACUCUUCUUCAGCAUGUCUCUAAUCUUGACAAUCGUCUACGUGCUGUGGCGGCGCUACCCGGGCGCCACCAGAUUGCUACAGCAACGAUCCAUGGUGGGACGGAAGUGUCGCAAAAAGAGCCCAGAGCCAGAGCAGGACCUAAGCACCCAGCUCCAAGAGUAUUACAUGAGCUACAACCCGGCUGCCGCCCCUGAGGCGUUGGACGUGCUCGGCAACGGCACCGGCUCCUGCACUUGCACAAUUUCUAGCUCCAGGGAGUGUGAGAAUGAGUACACAUGUCCACGCCCCUUACCCGGCGCCUGGCUGGGAGAUCUGACUACCAUCCAUUAGGAAGGACCGCUUUGGACCGUGAAAAAAAGCAUCUUAACACAAAUGCGAGGAUAGCUACCCAAAGAACCCGUAAGGAUCAUAUUCAGAUUGAUCAGUGAAAAUAAACUCCCAAGAAAUAUCCCCGAGAAAAACUACGACUGAGAGGUAAUAAUACCUUUUUAAUAACUUCUAAAGGACACGGUCGGAAUUUCCCCGACGCCGACGGCGUGCUGUGGACGCAAAUACAGAAAAAUGACUCAUCUUGACUCUCUGGGAUUUCCGUGAGGACAAUUUGAUUGAUUUCAAAGAAAGAGACAUGCACUGUACAUAUUGUAAGAGGCUUUAAAAUGUGUUACUGGUGAAGAUGCACCCCCUCGACGGACCCCCUGCGUAAUUUAAAAUAGAUUUUGUUUACACAGGAAGCAUCUUACAAGGUCGAUUUUUUUUGUGCCACUUUCACAAGACCUGAUUGGUGUGUAUGUGCCUAACUGGAUCAGAAUCAGUGUGUUUGUUUUUGGGUUUUUUUCUUUGUGUGGAGGGGGGCGUGGCCCGCAGACCUGCAGCGAAGCGGGGUGUGCCAGGACCGGCUUCGAGAUCAGCGACAUGCGCGUAGACGGCCCACCUGGGCGUGUUUAUCUAAUCACCUGUCGCUCUGUUAAAGGCAGCACCCGGGAAGGAGAGAGGGAGUUGACGGUGGACCACGAGACUGAGGGAACACAGACAAUUGCUGGAAAGCAGAAAGACAAUUUAUUACUAAAUAAAACAUUGUUGCAACCAAUGUUCCCUCUAAGGUGCGCGCCUGUGCAAUUGCGCACUGCUCAAGCGUCCUCUGCGCACGGCAAAUCUAUGCCACGCACAAAAUCAAGCGCAUAACAAUUUUCGACACGACACGGACACGACGGAGAAAACAGUUUUCGUCAUCAUUGUUCAAAUAUUGUAACGUCUGUCGAGGACAUGAAUUCCAUCCGUCACCUUACUGAGCAAAACUAUUUAUUGUCGGUUAUAAACACAUCACCAAAACAUUAGUAAAAAAAAAUGAUAUCUAGCAAAACUGGUCAUUUUCUGCAGUACAAACCAGACCAAAAGCAACUUUGUUUGAGCCGCUCGCUCUUUCUCACUUGCGCCAACACAUGCACAUAUGGCACUUAGCCAGUGAUGCGUUUACAGCCACACAAAAAGUCGGACAACUCCAACACCACACAUAAAGUGUCAUUCCAGGUCGUUACACUAUGAUUUACCAUUCAAAUGUGUGCUUAUUCUAGUGUCGUUUAUUAGGAACCUUAAUUUAUAAAUAUUAAUCAUGAAAUGCUGUUAGUAUAUUCAAUAAAUACUUAUAAAAAUAUAUUUUUUACAAACAGGAAGUUGCAGGAAUGUACACAUGAUCCCCUGCUUACAUCUCAUUGUGCAACAUGUGGAUGUUUUAAUGCCGGGGUAUCCAAAGUGCGGCCCGCAGGUCAUUUUUAACGGCCCCACUGCACAUUUUAAAAAUACGAUUGAAAAUUUUUUAAAACGUAAAAAGUGGUAUAAAAGAGCAAACAAAGAAUACGUUGCAACGUUUACUCUUAAUAACACAAAGCUGCCAUGCAGGCUGUUUCUUUCUUUAAAAAAUAAUAAUGAAUCAAAAUCAAUGUCAUUAUGAAUUAUUGGCUCCAAUUACGUCGCGUUAAAUAUUCCACUUUGAGAUAUUUUUGGGGGAAAAUGUAGCAUAUUUUGUGUUUGCCAUAUAAAAAACGGAGCUGUUUUUUUUUUUUAAAAGAAAGGCCUAAAACAAACAAACAAAAAACAUAAACAACAAUAAAACUUAUAAUUGAUGGAUAGAUCUGAAGUUGAUCUCGAGAUUAUUGUGCUAAAAGUAAACAGUAAAAAAAAAUGUAUCAUUUAUUUUUUUAACACUUUAAUGAGUAGGACCCUUUUGGAUCCCCAAUAAUUUUAGUGUGAUUUGUUUUUAAGUGCUGUGAUGAGGUGGCGACUUGUCCAGGGUGUACCCCGCCUUCCGCCCGAUUGUAGCUGAGAUAGGCUCCGGCGCCCCCCGCGACCCCGAAGGGAUUUAAGCGGUAGAAAAAUGGAUGGAUGGAUGGAUGGAUGUUUUUAAGUGUCAUUGCUCAAAAAAUAAUAAUGAAUUAAAAUCAAUAGUGUUAUGAGUUAUUUACCUUUUUAAGGCUCAAAUUAUUAUAUAAUCUCAAAUAUUCCACUUGAAAAAAAUUAUUGGGUGAAAAUAUUGCAUAUUUUGUGUUUUUUCCAUAAAAAAACUGGGUUUUCUUUGAUAAAAAGAGCAUACAACUUAAAUCUUUAAAAACGUUAUAUUGACUGAUAGACCUAAUGUUGAUCUAAAGAUUUAAAACUUGAAUAAUAAUAAAAAUAAUAAUACUGAAUAAUGACACAUUUUUCAUAUUUUUUUGACCAAAACCCUUUGGGGUCCCCGGGAUCAAGCCUGAGUGGAGGCCUGAAUGUUUAUUUGUUAUACAUAUAUUUUAUUGGUUUUUAAAAUAAAAAAUAUCAAAAUGGCCCCCGCUUGCUUUGAUUUGUCAGUGUGGAAAAAGUUUGGACACCCCAGUUUUAAUGGGAACUAAAUGCAAUGUCUGAAAGGGGUGCAAAUUAAUUCCAAAGCAGGACCUCCACCCAGGCAAACAAUACAAGUACACAGUUCAUGGAAAACAAUAUUUUUUGUUAUUGUCAUUGUAAGUGGGGCCUAAAGACUUAUAUUAGAAAUGGAAAUGACUGCUGUCAUUUGAUCGUAAUAAUAAGAGAAUGUUGUCUGUCUAUCUGUGUUGUCCCUGCGAUGAGGUGGGGACAGGUGAUUAGAUAAACACACCCAGGUGGGCCAUCUACGC
This is a messenger RNA of Entelurus aequoreus (snake pipefish), 4581 nucleotides long. RefSeq names its product leucine rich repeat transmembrane neuronal 4 like 1 (gene lrrtm4l1). The coding region runs from base 77 to 1771 and encodes 564 amino acids. The transcript has 3 exons. Lineage: Eukaryota; Metazoa; Chordata; Actinopteri; Syngnathiformes; Syngnathidae. Gene Ontology annotation, cellular component: plasma membrane. The record is from RefSeq and is a predicted model, not a curated record. Gene Ontology annotation, molecular function: protein binding.